Alosa alosa (allis shad) is the source of this 5586-nucleotide messenger RNA. It is a transcript of the gene leng8, whose product is annotated as leukocyte receptor cluster (LRC) member 8. Gene Ontology annotation, cellular component: nucleus. NCBI's taxonomy places the organism in Eukaryota, Metazoa, Chordata, Actinopteri, Clupeiformes, Clupeidae. The record is from RefSeq and is a predicted model, not a curated record. The transcript has 15 exons. Bases 289 to 2832 code for a protein of 847 amino acids.
UUAGCAACCAUUUUGUUCAUAGUGCCGUUCUCUCGAAGCUGAAAGCUAGGUCUCUGUGUUUACGUCCAGAAAACGACCGAGGAGAUGGCAUAAUUCAAAUAACUUACUGAGAAGAUAAUAUAUGUGAAUUCGAUAUAACAGUACAUUUCGGUUACCUCGACGAAUCCAGAUACAAGCUGUCUUAAGCGUAGAUUGUUUUCUCGUGAUAUUUUUAGGUUGUCAGACUGAAAAAUCCCAACUGCUAAGUUUAGCAGGCUAACGUUAGUUAGCUAACUUGCUAGUGGCGAAAUGGCGGCGAAUACAACGCAGUCUGCGCCUCCAGCUAACUGGCCAUUUGCUGGUGCCCCAGGCACAGAUCCCCCUGUACAUGAGAAUCCAGAGUGGGAAAAGGCCAGACAGGCCCUUGCCUCCAUCAGCAAGAGUCAGAACACAACUAAAACCUCGCAGGCUAACUCCACCAACACACAGGCCGGGCAGUAUAUGAUGGGAACUGAUUCGGCUGGACUUCGACCUCCACAACAGCAGCAGCAGCAGCAACAACAACAGUAUUUCCAGUGGUACCCACAACAACCGAACCAGCAGUAUGGGUAUGGUUCAUAUCCAUACAACUACUACUACCAUCCUGUUCCUCCAGUAAGUCCGUAUGCUGCAGCCGGUUAUCCUCAGGGUCAGUAUAGUGUUCCUGGGGCGUACCAGCCACCCAGCACCCCAACAGGACAGCCUCCUGCCAUGUCUAUGAUGGAGGACCAGUCCUCCAGUUACCCCUCCCAGCCACAGGCCCCUCCCACCUCCGCCCCUCUGCCGCCCCCUCAAAGCCCCACCACCUCAGAGCAGCCCCCUCCCCCUCCACCCCCUCCCGUUCCCCCUCCCCCCAACUCCCAGUACCCUCCACCCCCCUCCCAGACCCCUUACAGUCCCAAUGGAGCCAUGCCCUACCAAGGGAACUACAACCACAACCAGCCUCGCUAUGGCCAGGGCUACCAGGGUCAGGGCUACCAGGCCUCCCAAGCCAACACACAGCAGCAGGGUCCCCAAUCAGGGCCAUACGGUGGCACAGGGCGGGGCGAAGGAGCCAAGAAGCCCAACAAUGUUAACAAUGCCAAUAAAGGAGGACAGCCAAUGUGGCAGCGAAUGAAACAGGCUCCUGGAGCGGUUGGAAUGAAGUUCAACAUUCCAAAACGCCCAUACGUAAUGACCAAUCAGAGCUUUCCAAUAGGCGAGCAGGCCUCGGCAGUGGCUGCCGCCACUGCAACUACGGUUGCGUCAGUCUCUACUGCGGUCACGGCCACAACAGCCGGAGGUGUCCAGAAAGGGCCUCAGGACUGGCCCCAGGCCAUGAAGGAGUACGUGCAGCGCUGCUUCACCGCCUGCGAGUCCGAGGACGACAAGGACCGCACUGAGAAAGUGCUGAAGGAGGUGCUGCAGGGUCGCCUGCAGGACGGCUCCGCCUACACCAUUGACUGGACCAGAGAGCCGUUGCCAGAGUUGAAGGCCAAGCAGUCCCGAUGGGAGGCGGUGCCCCCUCAGCGAAACCAGGACAUGUCCUUGGGCAGAGGUGGAGCCACGCGGGGCCGUGGUGGCGGAGGCCGCCUGGGACACUACAGGAACGUGUUCACCCAGCGAAGCCCCUCGUCCAGCUCCUCGCGCUCCUCCUCCCGAUCCCCCUCCCCCUCACACAGCCGCCAUCGCGACCGGGACCGACGCAGACGCAGUGACUCCGAUUCCCAGUCCGACAGCAGCUUCUCCAGUGACCGGCCACAGAUCUCCCGUCGGAACCAGAAAGGUGGGCGAGGUCGCGGUAAUGAUCGGGAUCGGGGCCGCGGUGGCGGAAGAGGAAGAGGAGGGAGAGCCAACAGAGGAAGGAGGAACGCCGAGGACUCUGGUAUGGGAAUGGGUAAGAAGCGGAAAGGCGGUAAUGCUGGUCUGGAUUUCCACGACCCCAUGCGGGAGGCCAAGAAGCAGAGCCGCGCGGCACGCUUCCACACCAAGCUGCGCACAGAGCCGCUGGUGCUGAACAUUAACGCCAUUGAUCUGCCCAACGCCACCCAGGAGGGCCUCAGCUGGGAGGACUGCCCCAUCGUGGGUACCUGCCAGGACAUCACCAAAAACUACCUGCGCCUCACCUGUGCCCCAGACCCCUCCACCGUCAGACCGGUGUCGGUUCUGAGGAAGUCUCUGAUUGCAGUAAAAGCCCACUGGAAGAAUAAACAGGAUUACCAGUACGCCUGCGAACAGAUGAAAUCCAUCCGGCAGGACCUCACAGUUCAGGGUGUGAGAACGGACUUCACUGUAGAGGUCUACGAAACCCACGCUCGCAUCGCCCUUGAGAAGGGUGACCACGAGGAGUUCAACCAGUGCCAGACACAGCUGAAGGCCCUGUACAAGGACUGCCCUUCAGAGAAUGUGGGCGAGUUCACAGCUUACCGCCUCAUCUACUACAUCUUUACCAAAAACUCUGGAGACCUGACGACUGAACUGACGUACCUGACCCCUGCUCUACGAGAAGACAUGUAUGUGUCUCACGCUCUGGCGCUUCGUGCUGCCUGGGCCCUCGGAAACUACCACCGCUUCUUCUUGCUCUACCGGAAAGCCCCGCGCAUGGGGCCUUACCUCAUCGACAAGUUUUUAGAGAGAGAGAGGAAGCUGGCACUCCGGGCCAUACUCAAAACAUUCAGACCGUCAGUACCGGUGGAGUAUGUGCAGUCUAGCCUGGCCUUUGAUUCUUUAGACACGUGCCAGGCCUUUCUGACGGGUGUCGGGGUGUCCUACCUGCCUUCUGACCCCACUAAGAUAGACUGCAAAGCCAGUUCAGCUGGUCUGGCUGCUUCCUGAUCUAAGGGGAUCUUAGGGAGUGGGAUCCUGGGAAGGAGGGAGGGAAUGUGAGCGCUUUCCAAAGGAAAGAUGGCAAGGCUAUAUAAGGGACCUAGUUCAGCACUGCCUAGGAAAGGAAGGGACGUAGUCUCACACACAUACACUCUGAGAUAUGGUUAGGCAGACUUCUCGCUGUCUCUGAUAGACUGGUAUUGACCAAGCCUAUCUCUCACCAGCCAACACCUCAGAUACAUGCUCAUCAGGCACCUUCAUUAUUGGAAUCACAGCAGUGACUUCACACACCCAUAACGACCCAUUCAGACUCCGACUGAAUUGCAUAGCACAGGCCCAUGCGUUCAAGCACACUCAAGUUCUCCCCAGCCUGCACAUGAGGUUAGCCUAGCGCACAGGCAGCCAGAGGCAGGCCAGUGUCAGGGUCUCCCAGGUGGCAGCGCUCCCUAGCAACACUAUUGCUACGCUAACAGUGUUCUGUUCUCAUGUCUUUUUCUUCCCCUUCAAGCCAGCAGCCUCAAAGCUCAAGAGAAGACAAAAGCCCUCCACAGCCUAAAGAAAGAAAGCAAGCAAGCAAGCCCAAGAGAAGAGUGUCUGGUGAAAGGUCAUAUCCUGUUUCCUGUUGGCGAUGUGAUCCAAUGUGCGCCGCCCAGCCCACAGAGACUUUUGUCCCACAGUGUUUCGCAGAGAUGUUCGGCCGCAGCAGCUCCAUAGCCAGUGUGAAGAAGAUGGUGGUUUGUAUGCCCUAACCUGCCCCGCACACCCCCUCUCAGAGAUGUCUACAGUGUACCCAGCGCCAUGUUAUGGUGGGGUGUGGGGGGGUGUCGUCUAUUCUCACCCUUCCCUCCACUGUGCUCCCCCCCCCCCCCCAUGUCCUCUGCCUUGUGAUCUGUGAAGCUGUUUGUUGACUGAGAAAGCCAAGAGGCUUGGAGCUAGCCUUUAGUGCUAGUGGGCCAUACCAUACCUGGUGCAAGAGCCUCUACCCCACCCAGUCGUACCACAUGGGGAAAAAAAGGCCCCUUUCUAACCAGGUGUCACAGCUUGAGAAAAUUGGGUAUCCAUCACUUGCUUGUCCACUUCUCACUCCCCUAUUUAAAGUGAGCUAGGUUAGCCAAGUCACACAGCUGGUGCUAAGCAUUGACUCUUGAUUGUAGCUGUGGAUGAAGUGUUAACGGAGAUGUGUUUCCCUCAUACACAUGCUCACACACACGCAGCCAGCUACCUACUUACAUCUAGACCCCUCGCAGAUGCCACAGUCAAUUAGGAGCGCCCACCCUCGUCCUGCUGCAAGUCAUCGUAGGCCACAGUCCUAGCAAGUGUGAUCAGGCUUAUCUCCACCCCUCGCGUUAAGAUGGCAGCCCAAGUUUUCCACCCGUGUAGAAGACAGAUGCCGAUUGCCACCCUUUGCAGCUCUCCAGAGGCCGCCGGCCUCCUCGCCAUCCCCCAGGUGGCACCAGGCGUGGCACACCUCAGUGUGGCACCAGCUGCCACCAGUAGCUGUUGUCCAUCACCAGGCCUCUACCUACCGGGUUUGUGACGUCCAGCUCCAGGCACAAGCUUGGAGGGCUUUGGGUUUGUAUGUGUAUGCCACUCCCCACAACACCUCACCCUUUUCCAGAUACGAAGCACGUAUGUACGUAUGUAUGUAUGUCUGGUAAGAGAGAAAGGGACUUUACUGGCUGAGAGAAGAGGAGCAGAUGACAACGCAGCAAGUAUUCUGAUGUGCUUGUGCUGUUUUUAUGCUAGUCAGAAUUUCUAAUCAACUUUUUCAGAAUUUAAAUGAUGCCCACAAAACAAACUACAGUAUUAACCAUUGCAAAUAUAUCAGAAUUAAACUGUAAUUAGAUUUGGUAUUUAGAACAAUAUUUUCAAAAUUAUACCCCAAUUAAUUUGGUCAUUUAGUAAAAUUCAUGAAUUGAGUGUCCAAUCCCAAAGCUUAGAUAGUGUGGUUUUUAGUCUGUUCAGACUCACAGAAGAUUGUAAGGACCAGUAUUGUUAUCUAACACUUUACAUUUAUAUCUUGUCAAUUCCUCAUGAAGUAAGGUUGUAGUGGUUUGUCUGUUUGCUAAUUUGAGAUUAUUUUGGUGAAUACUUUAGACCCUUUGAACAGUAUUUAAAGUAUUUAGAAAUGUUAAUCUGCUGUAAAGAGUCUGCUGGUCAGUUUCUACAGAAUUCUGGCAGAACUGAGUCUGUCCCCACAAAUAGUUCACUUUUCAUUCAGUGCCAUCUUUCAGGACCAACGGUGUAAUUGGCCACGUAGAGUCAGACUGUCGUAAAGCUCCCUCCACAGGUUCUAGAAGUGUAAAUAGUGUACAUAAUGUUUUGUUUUUCUUUUUGUAUUUUAAUUUGUCCUUUAUUUUUAGAGGGUAAGUGUAUGAAUGAAGCAGAAUGAUGUGACGAUCUGUGUUUUGGUGGGUCAGCCCUAAAGCAGCUCCUGUUGUGCUGGUGUAGAUGGGUCAUCUCGGACCUCAUAUUGCAUUUUUAGUAACGAUUAGCAGAAACGACUGGAGCUGCUGCCGGUCUGAAGCUCCAAUCAGAGAUUGUACUUGCUAGGGCUCCAGGCAGCCUUUUGAUGACUCGUGUCAUGUGACAAGUCUCAGUGAUAAAACGAUAAAAGACUUUGACCCUGUCCUACAUGGAUAAUGUUGAGAUCAACCAGCAGCACUCCUAGUGAAUAAUGCCACCUAUAGACUAACUUUUCUUUACAGGGAUUGUAAUAAAAUGUUGAUUUAUUUUCUCAAUAAACCAAAUCUUUUUCUUGUC